Molecule: messenger RNA, 2983 nt
Organism: Aegilops tauschii subsp. strangulata
Lineage: Eukaryota; Viridiplantae; Streptophyta; Magnoliopsida; Poales; Poaceae
Product: cytochrome P450 CYP94D108
Molecular function (GO): heme binding; monooxygenase activity; oxidoreductase activity, acting on paired donors, with incorporation or reduction of molecular oxygen
Source: RefSeq, a predicted model, not a curated record
GUUGUUGUUGUUAUUGUUGUUGUCGUUGAGAAAAAUCAAUCUUAGUAGCAGAGAAAUAAGCUAGCUAGCCACUGGGAGAAGAUGCCAGAUGAUCUAUGCAGGAAAUGCCACGCUGCACGUGAAAUCGACGUGGUUCAGAAGGGCACUCAGCAGCAGAACAAGGGAAAAAAACUUGACACCAGAUUGCUCAGAGCCUCAGACCUUCAUCGUUAUCGCAUGACUGCUGGUUGCAGUGCACCGUACGUACAUCCAAACUAGCUAACUUGUCCCGACUCAUGAGUUUCUCGUGUGGAUGCUGGAGACAGAAGAAAAAAAGAAUGAUACUCGUUGGCCCUGAACAAACUAUAAUCUUUCUCUGACCUUGGGCCGGAGGCAUUUGAUGUACUGAACGUAUGUGGGGCGUAGUUACGUUAUGGAAUGGAACCAAGGAGUACGAAUAAACCAUUUCAUUCAGUUAUAGAAGAUUAUCUAUGCAUCAAACAUAGUUUUUUAAAUGCCACACCAUGAACGAAUCACUUGUGAGCAUCACAAUAUACAGUGUUUGUUAAUGGUUCCGUUGCAGCUGAACGAAUCAGGUAGCAGAUCAUUCCAAAAAAAAAGGAAAGAAAGAAAAAAGAAUCAGGUAGCAGAUCAACCGAGUGAGGCAGUUUUUUUUUUAAAUGUAGGCAGCAUUAAACUAUACAAGAGCAAUGGAAUACAAGCUUUUUUUGCGAAGAUGUGGACAUCAAAAUUGACUAGUCUUUGUUCAUGGUUAAGUUUGUGUCCAAGUGAUUUAUCUUGUAAAAUUGGUCAUGUUUUAGUUGAUGGUUCACUUGCUUAUAGUUGCCAGGAAGCAGGAAUCACGUCAACUUGUAGUUUCCCAUGGACACAUGCCUGAAACCAACAGCAGUAUUCGGAGCAUUGGUUGGUGUCGCAUCCGCGCACAAACUAAUUACACAGCCCCAAUCAGUCUUCAUCUACAAGUGCCAUUGACAUAUACUGAAGCCAAAGACUCAAAGUACACUCAUCCAGCUCACACUUCCAACUAGACCAGAUAAAUCAAAGAGAAAAAUGGUUACAUAGAAGUAUAUCAAAGAUGCAACAACUAUGCUUCAGAAUCCCCUUUUCUGUGUCAACCUCCAAGCACCCCCACUCACUCCUACAGUUUUAUUUAGACUAGGCAAGCCAGAGAUCUCGAUCGCCAUGGAGCUUUGGUUGACCUCGGCCCAUCCCAUGCUCCUCUUCCUGCUCCUACCUCUACUCUAUGUCCUCCGCCUACGUCGGAACACCAGAAAGCAACCUCACGCCGACGGCCUCAAGGCCUACCCCAUCAUCGGCACCCUCCCACACUUCGUGAAGAACCAAGACUGCCUCGUCGAGUGGUCGGCCGGCGUCGUCGCUCGUUGCCCCACGCACACCAUGGCCUUCGACUUCAAGGGCCUUGGCCUCAUGGCCGGUGCCAUCACCGCGAACCCGGCCAAUGUGGAAUACAUCGUGAAGACCAACUUCCAGAACUACCCCAAGGGCGAGUUCGUGGUGUCCGCCAUGGCGGACUUCCUCGGCCACGGCAUCUUCAACUCCGACGGCGAUCAGUGGCUUUCGCAGCGCAAGGCCGCAAGCUACGAGUUCAGCAAGCGGUCGCUGAGAAACUUCGUGGUCAGCACCGUCCGGUUCGAGGUCGUCGAGCGGCUGCUGCCUCUGCUCUCCCGGGCGGAGCUAGAAGGCCUGACGCUGGACAUGCAGGACGUUCUCGAGCGCUUCGCGUUCGACAACAUCUGCUGCGUCGCCUUCGACGAGGACCCGGCGUGCCUCACCGACAACGGCCUGGGGGUGAAUGGGCGUGCGGAGUUCAUGCAUGCCUUGAACGACGCGCAGAUCAUGAUCAUGGCCCGGUUCAUGUCGCCGGUCAAGUGGGCAUGGCGGGUGAAGAAGUUACUCAACAUGGGACCGGAGAGGCGGAUGAGUGAGGCACUCGCCACGAUCCACGGCUACGUCGACAGGAUCAUCCGUGACCGCAGCGAGAGGGGAGCGGCCGGGCUGGCGCGCAAGGACGACUUCCUCUCACGCUUCGUCUCCAGCGGCGAGCACAGCAACGAGAGCCUUCGUGAUGUGGUCACCAGCUUCAUCAUAGCCGGGCGGGACACAACCUCGUCGGCGCUCACUUGGUUCUUCUGGCUCGUGUCCAGCCGGCACGAGGUGGAGGCCAAGAUCGUGCGCGAGAUACGCGCGGUGCGAGCGUCCUAUGGGAGCGCGGAUGCAGCCUUCAGCUUGGACGAGCUGCGUGAGAUGCACUACCUGCACGCAGCGGUCACGGAGUCCAUGCGGCUAUACCCGCCCGUGGCCAUGGACUCGCGCUGCUGCAAGCAUGACGACGUCCUCCCCGACGGCACAUUUGUGGGCAAAGGUUGGCAGGUCUCCUACAGCGCGUAUGCCAUGGCGCGGUUAGAGGAGAUAUGGGGCAACGACUGUGCAGAGUACCGGCCAGAGCGGUGGCUUGAUGAGGAGGGUGCGUUCCGGCCGGAGAGCUCGUUUAAGUACCCAGUCUUCCAUGCCGGGCCGAGGAUGUGCCUCGGCAAGGAGAUGGCUUACAUACAGAUGAAGUCCAUUGCCGCCUGCGUGUUGGAGAGGUUCAGCUUCCAGUUCGUCGGAGGCGAGAGCCGGCCAGGGCUUGUGUUCUCCGUGACCUUGCGUAUGGAGGGCGGCUUGCCGAUGCAAGUGAAGAAGAGGGGGCACUGAGCAGCUAGGCAUGUUCCCUUUGCCUACAGGCUGCUCCUCUCUCACGGCUACUGGUCCUAGUCCUACAUAUUCAGGUUCUAGCCAGUCUUGAGGUACCAUGUAUUCAGGCACUCAACGUAUUCACUAGAUGACUCAACCAAGAGCAGACAGGUACUGGUACUUAAUACUCCAUGAUAGCGUAGGAGAUAAAUGUAUUCCACUGACUGCCUGAAGUUUUCAACCAAAGAAGUGUUCUCAAAACUGUUAGCGUGUAGGUAAGCACCAAUUU